Molecule: messenger RNA, 903 nt
Organism: Leptopilina boulardi
Lineage: Eukaryota; Metazoa; Arthropoda; Insecta; Hymenoptera; Figitidae
Product: twitchin-like
Exons: 4
Coding region: 340-768 (142 amino acids)
Molecular function (GO): protein binding
Source: RefSeq, a predicted model, not a curated record
UUUCGACCUUGAAGCCUAACAUAGCGCGGGAGUUGAUAGAGUUCAGUUCCAAUGACGACUGCAAAGCUUAAACUGUGUAUUUUUUCAAGAGAUUUUUGAGUUUUAAUUUAAAGUUCACUUUGUCUACUUCCUUUGUAGAAUUCAGAACAAAAAAUUAUACAUUCAGUCUGAUAUGUGCCACGAGAAGUAAAGCAUAGAGUAAAAAUUCACGGAAAAAUUUAUUGUCAACUAUAUUCAGAGCUUUCUCUCCUUUCCUUGGACUACGAACAAUACAGUUAUAUUCGAGGGCGCAAUUUAAAAUUGUAUUGAAAUUUCACUGCCACCAUAACUGAUCGAAAUAUGAGUUCAAAAAAACGUGUUGGAUUUUCUUGUGUGGGAUUUUUUUUAGCGGAUAAACAAACAAUGUCUGUCAAGAAGGAAAAAUAUAACGCGAGAAAAAUAAGAAAAGUAAAAUCACGUAAACCGAAGAACCCGACGUCUUUAACCGUCACACGAGGGAAUAAAAUUGAUGAACUUCUGUUAAAAUGGAGUCCACCCUUUAAUGAGGACAUAAUAGAAUAUAUUGUUGAAAAAAAAGACGGUACCUCCUGGAAUGAAUUUCGUAUUCUAAGUGGUAAUAGGGUUACUUGUCGCAUCAAGAAAUUACGUGAAGGAGAACGUCAUCAGUUUCGAGUGAAAACUGUGAAUCGUUAUGGUAAAUCAACUGGAACUAAGGCUGUGGAAUUUUUUGUCCCCCCAUUUGGUUUAAUGUACCGCCCUUACUCAUGAAUGUUUUCCAUGGUCCUACUUGACUCAUUUUUGCUGUUGAUCAAAAUAAUAGAAAGAGCGGCAAUACAUUUUUUAUAGUUUUUAAUAAAAUUAAUGCUGUAUGAACAAUGGUAAUACAUUUUUAGUAUUUUUUUU